Balaenoptera ricei (Rice's whale) is the source of this 1797-nucleotide messenger RNA. It is a transcript of the gene RNF220, whose product is annotated as ring finger protein 220. NCBI's taxonomy places the organism in Eukaryota, Metazoa, Chordata, Mammalia, Artiodactyla, Balaenopteridae. The coding region runs from base 1 to 1779 and encodes 592 amino acids. The transcript has 14 exons. The record is from RefSeq and is a predicted model, not a curated record. Gene Ontology annotation, molecular function: ubiquitin protein ligase activity; metal ion binding. Gene Ontology annotation, biological process: protein ubiquitination.
AUGGACUUACACCGGGCAGCCUUCAAGAUGGAGAACUCAUCCUACCUCCCCAACCCGCUGGCAUCCCCAGCACUGAUGGUCCUGGCGUCCACGGCUGAGGCUAGCCGUGAUGCUUCCAUCCCUUGUCAGCAGCCACGACCCUUCGGUGUACCUGUCUCGGUAGACAAGGACGUGCAUAUUCCAUUCACCAAUGGUUCCUACACCUUUGCCUCUAUGUACCAUCGGCAAGGUGGGGUGCCGGGCACUUUUGCCAAUCGUGAUUUUCCCCCUUCUUUACUACACCUCCACCCGCAGUUCGCGCCCCCAAAUCUAGAUUGCACCCCAAUCAGUAUGCUGAAUCAUAGUGGAGUGGGGGCCUUCCGUCCCUUUGCUUCCACUGAGGACCGGGAGAGUUAUCAGUCAGCCUUUACGCCGGCCAAGCGACUUAAAAACUGCCAUGACACAGAGUCUCCCCACUUGCGCUUCUCAGAUGCAGAUGGCAAGGAAUAUGACUUUGGGACACAGCUGCCAUCUAGCUCCCCCGGUUCACUUAAGGUUGACGACACUGGGAAGAAGAUUUUUGCUGUCUCUGGCCUCAUUUCGGAUCGGGAAGCCUCAUCUAGCCCAGAGGAUCGGAAUGACAGAUGUAAGAAAAAGGCAGCAGCACUGUUUGACAGCCAGGCCCCUAUUUGCCCCAUCUGCCAGGUCCUGCUGAGGCCCAGCGAGCUGCAGGAGCAUAUGGAACAAGAACUGGAGCAGCUGGCGCAGCUGCCUGCCAGCAAGAAUUCCCUUCUGAAGGAUGCCAUGGCUCCAGGCACCCCCAAGUCCCUCUUGUUGUCUGCUUCUAUCAAGAGGGAAGGAGAGUCUCCGACAGCAUCACCACACUCGUCUGCCACCGAUGACCUGCACCACUCAGACAGAUACCAGACCUUCUUGCGAGUGCGAGCCAACCGGCAGACCCGACUGAAUGCUCGGAUUGGGAAAAUGAAACGGAGGAAGCAAGAUGAAGGGCAGGUAUGUCCCCUGUGCAGCCGCCCCCUGGCAGGAUCGGAGCAGGAGAUGAGUAGGCAUGUGGAGCAUUGCCUUUCUAAGAGGGAAGGCUCCUGCAUGGCUGAGGAUGAUGCCGUGGACAUCGAGCAUGAGAACAGCAACCGCUUUGAGGAGUAUGAGUGGUGCGGGCAGAAGCGGAUACGGGCCACCACUCUCCUGGAAGGUGGUUUCCGAGGCUCUGGCUUCGUCAUGUGCAGCGGCAAAGAGAAUCCGGACAGUGAUGCUGACUUGGAUGUGGAUGGGGAUGACACUCUGGAGUAUGGGAAACCACAAUACACGGAGGCCGACGUCAUCCCCUGCACAGGCGAGGAGCCCGGUGAAGCCAAGGAGAGAGAGGCACUCCGGGGCGCAGUCCUAAAUGGUGGCCCUCCCAGCACACGCAUCACACCUGAGUUCUCUAAAUGGGCCAGUGACGAGAUGCCAUCUACCAGCAACGGUGAGAGCAGCAAGCAGGAGGCCAUGCAGAAGACCUGUAAGAACAGUGACAUCGAGAAAAUCACCGAAGAUUCAGCUGUGACCACGUUUGAGGCCCUGAAGGCUCGGGUCAGGGAACUUGAGCGGCAGCUAUCCCGUGGGGACCGUUACAAAUGCCUCAUCUGCAUGGACUCAUACUCGAUGCCCCUAACGUCCAUCCAGUGUUGGCAUGUGCACUGUGAGGAGUGCUGGCUGCGGACCCUGGGUGCCAAGAAGCUCUGCCCUCAGUGCAACACCAUCACAGCGCCCGGAGACCUGCGGAGAAUCUACUUGUGAGCUAGCCACCCCAGGCAG